AUGAGUAAUUUCUGGCAACUGACCCCUGACCCCUGCCCCAUUUCCACCAAUGAGUUCUGGCAACUGACCCCUGACCCCCGCCCCAUUUCCACCAAUGAUUUCUGGCAACUGACCCCUGACCCCUGCCCCAUUUCCACCAAUGAGUUCUGGCAACUGACCCCUGACCCCUGCCCCAUUUCCACCAAUGAGUUCUGGCAACUGACCCCUGACCCCCGCCCCAUUUCCACCAAUGAGUUCUGGCAACUGACCCCUGACCUCCGCCCCAUUUCCACCAAUGAGUUCUGGCAACUGACCCCUGACCCCUGCCCCAUUUCCACCAAUGAGUUCUGGCAACUGACCCCUGACCCCCGCCCCAUUUCCACCAAUGAGUUCUGGCAACUGACCCCUGACCCCCGCCCCAUUUCCACCAAUGAGACCCCACCCCCUCUAGGACCACCCUCCCCUCAGGACCCCACCCCCCUACGACCACCCUCCCCUCAGGACCCACCCCUCAAGACCACCCCCAAAGGACCACCCCCUCAGGACCCACCCCUCAGGACCACCCCCCUAGGACCCCCCCCCCCCCCCCCCCUCAGAACCCCACCCCCCUCAGGACCACCCCCUCAGGACCCCACCCCCAAAGAACCACCCCCAAAGAACCACCCUCCUCAAGGCCCCACCCCCUCAGGACCACCCCCUCUCUGGACUCUGCCCCAAUCGGAACACCCCCCUCAGGACCCCACCCCUUUAGGACCCCACCCCCCCCAGGGCCCCACCCCCUUUAGGACCCCACCCCUCUCAGGACCCCACCCCCUCAGGACCGCACCCCCUUAA
This is a messenger RNA of Oncorhynchus gorbuscha (pink salmon), 813 nucleotides long. RefSeq names its product extensin-like. The transcript has 3 exons. The record is from RefSeq and is a predicted model, not a curated record. NCBI's taxonomy places the organism in Eukaryota, Metazoa, Chordata, Actinopteri, Salmoniformes, Salmonidae. The coding region runs from base 1 to 813 and encodes 270 amino acids.